AUGGAUACAGCCGCUGGGAUUACAGAAAGCCAACGCUCCUCGUCACCUGAGGAUGGCACCUACAGACCACCAAAAGGACUAGAGGAUGGUUACGACUCUGCCGCCACGGCUGGGGGGAAUGGAUCCAGGGAUGGUGACUACCAAGCUGAUCCUGAUUCUUCUGAGUGGGAUCUCGACACGGACGACGUCCGCUCAAUCUCGUCAACGGAGCUGCGCGAGGCCCGACCAAACCGCUGGAAGGGCCCAGCACCGACGUGGCGGGCCUUGACGGAACAGGACCGCCUAACCUACGAGGCGUUUGUAUCUUUGCGAAACCAGGACCUCUCUGCUCAUCUGUACACUGCGUUUGCACUCAAGCGUCGAGGACAGAUGCAAGGUAGUGGCGACGCCGAGACGGAAAACGACGCAGAAGAUGAAGAGGAUGGCGAUUUCGAUGCCGUCACGGGCACCCGUGUGCGCGGGUCUGACUGGGUACCGCCAAAGUCUUGGACUGCCUGGCCUCUGCGCUCGCACCUCGUUCCCCGCGAUUACGAGCUGAUGUCAGGCUCAGCAUCAGGAGAUCCUCUGGAUUCCUACACGCUGCGACGGACUGUAGUACUGGAGGAAGGCUCCUCACGGCCUGCUGCAGCUCUAGAGGAUUUGCUCUGUGCUACAAUGAUUCGGACCGCAACAGAUCGGUUCCGUCGGCGACAGGCCCUAGGCCAUGUUGACAGCGAGAACAACCCCAUCUGUCAACAUGACCACCAGGAGCGGCCGGGUUCGCCCGGCGGUCAGUCAGAGGGCGGUGAAUGGCCUAACAGCAGCCCACCCUCGGCGCAGCUGCACUUAUCUUCGCCACCACUAGCCAGCCCUACCCAUGCAAUCGAAGACAGGACUUACAUCCCGUCGGCUGCGACUGACGAUGACAAAUCCCAUGCUCUUCUUCGACCUGCCGCUCGCCGGAUCCUAGACUCUCUGGAUGCGACGCUGCUCCGUCUUCACGACGCACGCGUCUGCGCAACUAUGGAUCUGUCCGAGACUUCGGGGACUUCCUCUUCGGAGCAAGAAGAGAAGACUGAACCGUCAGAACACGAAUCGGCUACUUCGGGUAGCAGGAAGCGUAAGCGUGGACGGCCGCGCAGUAAAAACCCCAUUGUACGCCCUAAGUUUAUGGAACCGGAGAAACCCGGGCGAGGGAACAAGAGGAGGGUUGGUCGGCCCAGGAGAGUAUACGUGCCACUGGAUGGAGAGACGGAGAACGAAAUGUUGAUCCGUGUUGCAAAGGAGAGACAUGAAAGGAUCCCUGUGUUUAGCGACAGCAAGGAAAAUUCGUGUAGGGAGACGUCAACAGAUGGAGGAUCUACCGACAAGAAACCCGCAAAAUCCAAGUCCAGUCGUUCAAAAGGGAGCGUCAUCCUGAAGCUCGAGGGCGAGACUGAGCGGCAAUAUCAAGUCCGAGUAGCCAGGACGAAACAUUUGAAGCUACCCGAGUUUCUUUCUGAUGAUGAAGACGCCCCGCAGGAUGCGACGCAAUCCCCCAGACAAGACGUUCUGAAGACCGAACUCAGCUCGGAGAUGGAGGUGGACGAAAAGCUGACCACCGACGAGGCUGCGGAAAGGAAAAUUCGCCAGAAGAAAAAGACGAUGAGUCGAUGGCCACUGCGCAACUGGAGUGACGUCGUCGGCGCUGCCUCGCUCGCGGGCUUCUCGCCGGCGGUCGUCGCGCGUGUGACGCAGCGGUGCGCCAACCUCUUUGGCCAGAGCAUGGAGAUGCACACAAUAACCGAGGCGCCGGUAGCCGGGAGGCGGAAGCGGAAACGCACAGGCAUGGUUACGAAGGAGUACCGACCCGGAGGCUCAUUAUCGGAGACGUCACUCACGUCCGGAGGCGAAGAUGGCAGCGACACUCAUAGCAAGACCAGCGACGGCAGCGCCAGCCUCAUUAAGAUGCAACGCCUGCGGAGCUUGAGCCGCGAGCCUGCCCUGCGCGGCGACGUCAUCGUGGGAUCCUCGUCUGACGAUGGGUCUGACCGCAAGGCCAUCGCCAGGGGUAGAGGCCGGCGGGCGAGCAGCGCAGCCGCGGCGGAUGCGGGGUUCUUUUGCCCACACGCGGCCUGCAGUAGGUUCAUCAAGGCUUUUACACGUCGUGACAACCUGGCUCGUCACAUGAAUCUCGUGCAUGGAGAAGCGAAUCCCGGCUAUGGUCAAAGUCGGAGCCGGAGUCAGAGCCGCGGGCCUGCUCAGAACGAUCAGGACGGCGGUGAAGAUGACGAGUUCGAAGGCGGGGAGGACAGUGCGGACGAGAUGGACGGUGCUGUUCACGUUGAUGGAUUCCUCAAGCCCAUCAAGAUUAGGCAGGGGUGGCGGGCGGAGGACUUCACGAAGAGGAGAGAUAAGGGUGAACCAGGUGGUACUCGUCGGCAGGGACGGAGCAGACGAGGGAGACGAGACUCUGAUGGCUACGAAUCUUGA
Pyricularia pennisetigena is the source of this 2451-nucleotide messenger RNA. RefSeq lists its product as uncharacterized. Bases 1 to 2451 code for a protein of 816 amino acids. NCBI's taxonomy places the organism in Eukaryota, Fungi, Ascomycota, Sordariomycetes, Magnaporthales, Pyriculariaceae. The record is from RefSeq and is a predicted model, not a curated record. The transcript has a single exon.